UUGCAGACUUCUUGCAGACUUUGCAGCCCUAUUAAACAAAAGCCUUCCCGCUUCUCGGGUUACGCCAGUCGCUCGCUCGUCAUACGCGAUCAAACGCAUCCCAGUCUCUGUCGUUAGGACGACUUGCAGAAAGAUGGCUACCAUGGAAAACCCGCUGGCAGCUCGCCAUAUUCAGAAUUUCAGCGAGGCCGCCGCGUUAGAGAAGCACUGGGGUUAUGUCGACAGGGCCGUUCCGUGUACCAACGACCCCGGAUCUUGCGCCUACCUGGAUCAGGUGUAUGGAUCCCACGAUUUGACAAUGGUCUAUUCCGGCAUAAUGUGGGCGGCAAUUGCUGUAAUUCUCCUGCUGUGGACUAUCGGAAGACGCAUCUUCCCGUCCCCUCGCGCCGACGAGAUACCCACCGGUACCGUCGACAGCGAAAGGGUAGCAAAAAUAGCUAGUCGACGCUCGCGAAUAAGGAGGACGGCUGCGGCGUUAAUCCGUCGCUACUUAUUACCCGACUCAGUCCGAUUCGUCUUUGGCCGAACGACGCGACUUCAAGUCUUGAUUUUGACCGUCCUGGCAGGCUAUUUGUUAAUAUUUAGCUUCCUCGGCAUCACCUACCAGACGUGGGUUACGCCCAUAAAGAACAACCCCGGGCUUUACAACACCAGAACGAGCUUGGGCCCGUGGUCCGACCGAGUUGGCGUCUUUGCGUAUGCCCUCACGCCACUAUCGAUCUUGCUAUCGAGCAGGGAAUCUAUCCUCUCUCUUCUUACUGGCGUUCCGUACCAGAGCUUCAACUUUCUUCAUCGCUGGCUCGGCUAUAUCAUCGUUGUACAGGGGUCUCUGCACACUAUUGGCUGGACCGUAAUCGAAGUCCGACUAUAUCAACCGCAGCCGACGACCGCGAUAGAAUGGAUCAAGCAGCUGUAUAUCAUAUGGGGAGUUGUCGCGCAAAUCUUGCUGUUAAUCCUCUUUGCUCUGAGUACUCCCUGGGGUAUUCGCCUCACCGGUUACGAGUUCUUCCGCAAGGCGCACUACGUCCUGGCGAUGGUAUAUAUUGGGGCCUGCUGGGGUCAUUGGGCGAAUUUGCAAUGCUUCCUAAUCCCGGGGCUGGCUCUCUGGUUCUUGGACCGUGGUGUUAGACUCUUGCGCUCGGCCCUUAUUCAUUAUCAAUAUUUACCUGGAGGAUCCAUGGGGUUCCGAGCGGCACACGCAUCUUUGACGCACUUUCCCGACGCAGAGCACGGGGACGUCGUGCGUAUGGAUUUUACCUAUCCUCAAGAUGCCUGGAAUGUUGGACAGCAUUUUUACCUUUGCUUCACGGAGUGCAGUUUAUGGCAAUCUCAUCCGUUUACGCCGCUCAACUUGCCAAAGGUACAGGAUGGGCUUGUUUCGCACUCGUACAUUCUCAGAGCGAAGAAAGGAGAGACGAAGAAGGUCGCAGAACUGGCUGCGAGGAAACUAGCCGCGUCGCCUAGCGCAACGACCCCGUUAAUCCUGUCUGGAACCUACGGAGAAUCGAUAGUCGAUGAAUUGACACCGGAGGUCAACGUGCUCUGCGUGGCUGGUGGAACAGGAAUUACAUUUGUCUUACCGGUAUUGCUUGGAAUAAUAGAGCAACCAGAAAUGAAGGACCGGAAAGUCCAGCUGGUCUGGGCAGUAAGGAAGAAGGAUGAUACCCGUUGGGUCGAGAAGGAACUCGCUACGAUUCGCAAAGCCGCCAAGGCGCAUAAGAUUGAAGUUAACAUAUAUGUGACGAGGGAAGCAAGCAGUAGGAGCCCGUCGAUAAACGAUGACAUAUUAGAGAAGGACGACAUAGCCGUGAAGGAGUCUGGUUUGGCUUCGUCUACUGUUUCCUCUGUGAAGGGUGUUCAGUCUGCGUCGUCCCUCAAUGUCGAGAGAAUCGGAGGGGAAGGAUUUGACAGGCACCCCGACCUAAACAAGUUAGUUAGGGGAUUCGUAGACAACACCGUAAGAGGCUCUACGGUCGUAUAUGCAAGCGGACCAGGAAGCAUGAUCAGCGACUUGAGGAGUAUUGUAGCGUCAUGCAACUCGGGCGGGAAGGUCUGGAAAGGAAAUGGUCGAUAUGAUGUUAGCUUAAUAUGCGACGACCGACUCGAGUGGUAGAGGCGUACUUGAGUUGAGGGAAAACCACAAAAAAAAAAAAUACUAUAAUGUUUAAAGCAGCCGGUGUUACCGUCUAUUAU
Messenger RNA from Daldinia vernicosa, 2193 nucleotides. Its product is annotated as ferric reductase like transmembrane component-domain-containing protein. Bases 134 to 2113 code for a protein of 659 amino acids. Gene Ontology annotation, molecular function: ferric-chelate reductase activity. Gene Ontology annotation, cellular component: plasma membrane. The record is from RefSeq and is a predicted model, not a curated record. Lineage: Eukaryota; Fungi; Ascomycota; Sordariomycetes; Xylariales; Hypoxylaceae. Gene Ontology annotation, biological process: copper ion import; intracellular iron ion homeostasis; iron ion transport. The transcript has a single exon.